Messenger RNA from Meriones unguiculatus (Mongolian gerbil), 9378 nucleotides. It is a transcript of the gene Htr4, whose product is annotated as 5-hydroxytryptamine receptor 4. Lineage: Eukaryota; Metazoa; Chordata; Mammalia; Rodentia; Muridae. Gene Ontology annotation, cellular component: plasma membrane. Gene Ontology annotation, biological process: adenylate cyclase-activating adrenergic receptor signaling pathway; regulation of appetite; chemical synaptic transmission. The record is from RefSeq and is a predicted model, not a curated record. Gene Ontology annotation, molecular function: G protein-coupled serotonin receptor activity. Bases 385 to 1548 code for a protein of 387 amino acids. The transcript has 7 exons.
CUGGAGCCCGCCGAGCCCGUCUUGGUUAGGAGGAGGACGAUGCUCUGCGUGUCCAGGUGAGCCCGGGCUGGGAUCUCCAGCCCGAGCCAGUGCCAGGUGCCCGCCUUCUCGCCUUUUCACUAGCGCGGGGGCUGGAGCCAGCAACCAGGGGGCGGCGGCGAGGGCGCAGGCAGUGGCGGGGAGCUCUGCUCAGCGCAGCGGCGGUGGCAGAAGCAGGGCUCUGCGCUAAAGGUGGCCGCAGUGAUCUGCCAGGGCUCCGCUCUCCCGAGCCUUCCGCAGCCGCGUGGUGCCGGGAGUGCGCCACAGAGAUCAGAACCCCAGGAGCCCACGUGUGAAGGAUCCUGUGGGCACUGAAAUCCAUCGUACUCAUGCCCAUUUCCUGUAAUGGACAAACUUGAUGCCAAUGUGAGUUCCAACGAGGGUUUCGGGUCCGUGGAGAAGGUCGUGCUGCUAACAUUCCUCUCGGUGGUUAUCCUGAUGGCCAUCCUGGGCAACCUGCUGGUGAUGGUGGCUGUGUGCAGGGAUAGGCAGCUCAGGAAAAUAAAAACCAAUUAUUUCAUUGUGUCUCUUGCCUUUGCCGAUUUGCUGGUUUCGGUGCUGGUGAUGCCCUUUGGUGCCAUUGAGCUGGUCCAAGACAUCUGGAUUUACGGGGAGAUGUUCUGCCUGGUCCGGACCUCUCUGGAUGUCCUGCUCACCACAGCAUCAAUUUUUCACCUGUGCUGCAUUUCGCUGGAUAGGUAUUACGCCAUCUGCUGCCAACCUCUGGUUUACAGAAACAAGAUGACCCCUCUGCGCAUCGCGUUGAUGUUGGGAGGCUGCUGGGUCAUUCCUAUGUUCAUAUCUUUUCUCCCUAUAAUGCAAGGCUGGAACAACAUCGGCAUAGUUGAUGUGAUAGAGAAAAGGAAAUUCAACCACAACUCUAAUUCUACAUGCUGUGUCUUCAUGGUCAACAAGCCCUACGCCGUCACCUGCUCCGUGGUGGCUUUCUACAUUCCAUUUCUCCUCAUGGUGCUGGCCUAUUACCGUAUUUACGUCACUGCUAAGGAGCACGCCAAGCAGAUCCAGAUGUUACAACGGGCAGGAGCCACCUGUGAAAGCAGGCCCCAGCCAACUGACCAGCACAAUACGCAUCGCAUGCGGACCGAGACCAAGGCAGCCAAGACUUUAUGCGUCAUCAUGGGCUGCUUCUGUUUCUGCUGGGCCCCCUUCUUUGUCACCAAUAUUGUGGACCCUUUCAUAGACUAUACUGUUCCCGAGAAGGUGUGGACUGCUUUCCUCUGGCUCGGCUAUAUCAAUUCAGGCUUGAACCCUUUUCUCUAUGCCUUCUUGAAUAAGUCUUUCAGGCGUGCCUUCCUCAUCAUCCUCUGCUGUGAUGAUGAACGCUACAAAAGGCCCUCUAUUCUGGGUCAGACUGUCCCCUGUUCAACCACAACCAUUAAUGGAUCCACACAUGUGCUAAGGUAUACAGUUUUGCACAGCAGGCAACACCAGGAACUGGAGAAAUUGCCCAUACACAAUGACCCAGAGUCCCUGGAAUCGUGCUUCUGAUUGAAGACAUGGCUUGCCAUUUAGCCAUCCAUUCCCAUCCAUGUCUGCAUGAACAGGAUACCCUGGACUCACUCUUGACCCUGGGCAUCACUAGUGGAGCAUGAAGCACAGGGGGCCAUGGCCCAGUGAAGGUACACAGAAGAUGGUGUUGAGUGGAACCUGAAUCCAGCACAUCAAGGAUUUCAGAACUGUGUGGAGACCAGACAUCAUCAGACCCAGUGCCCUACCCAGAGCCCAAGUGGCCCCUCCUAUUGCAUACUGACAUGUGGUCAGUCUCUGCUUGCACCUCUCCAAGCAUAGGAGCUCACCACCUCCUAGUGCAAGCCCUUCUGUGGUAGGAAUGCUCCGAGUGUGCGGAAUCUCCGUCAUUCAUUGGCACACAAGUCGCUUGCUGUUCUAGCUUCUGCUGGGGCAGUGCAGUUGGUCUUCUCUGUCACUAGAACACCUCCAGUUUCUUACUCAUUAUCCAGCUUCUGGACAAGCCUUGGUGGGCUCCACAUGUCUGUCUCGAGGCAAUGAAGUACUGACAUGGAAGAUGUCAGGAGUUUUGGUUUACAACUGUGUACAUCUUUCUUUCUCUCUCUCUCUCUCUUCCUUCCUUCCUUCCUUCCUUCCUUCCUUCCUUCCUUCCUUCCUUCCUUUUUUCAUCCUUUCUUCAUUUUUUUCCUUUCUUCCUUUCCUUUUUUUCUCUCUCUCUUUCCCUCCCUCCCUCCCUUCCUUCCUCUCUUCCUUCCUUUCUCCUUUUUCUUUCUUUCUUAUUCAUAGCACACUACUUGAGGAUAAGCUUUAAAGACUCUGCUUAGGUUUUGCCUUUGGAUCUAUUACCAAGAGAUUUCUAUACAGCUGGUGUGUGUGUGUUUGUGUGUGUGCACACAUGCACACAUAUUCAUGUGUGUGUAAAGUUGCCAUUUUCCCCAUGGCAUAUGAGCUGUUGGGUCAUUUAGAAUGAAUCUCUAUUCAUUUUCCUUCCAGGACAGUGGACUAGAACCCUGUUUGCUAUGGAUGUUGACAAAGAACAGUCUUAUAAUUGAAGAAUUAAGGAAUGUGGUAGGGAGUUAGGAGGAUGGCUUGGUGUUUAAGAGCACUUGUUGCUCUGGCAGAGGACCCAGGUUUGGCUCCCAGAAUCCACAUGGUGGCUCACAAUCAUCUGCAACUCCAGUUCCAGGGGACCAGACAGCUCUUCUGACUGCCACAGGCUCCUGCACACACAUGGUGCACAUACAUAUGCUCACACACACACACACACACACACACAGAGAGAGAGAGAGAGAGAGAGAGAGAGAGAGAGAGAGAGAGAGAGAGAGGUAAAACAAGCUAAAAUAAAAAGGAGGAAAACUGCCUUUUAGGGAUGACCAGGGUCCUGUAAGGAAGAGAUCUGGCCCUAGGCCAUUUUUUGUUUUGUUUUGUUUUGUUUUGUUUUGUUUUGUUUUGUUUUGUUUUGAGCAAAGAACAAACACAUCUUCAUGUAGUGGGAACUGUCAUUGACUCCUGCCUGCCUGCCCAGGAAGCUAGUUCACCUCCAUUUUGAACACAUUUUGCAGAACGUCGUCCUUUGUUCCAAACCCCAAGAUGUUUUCUUCCUCAUGUUAAAGCUGUCAUCACCGUGUUCUUUGUUCUGGAUCAGUUAUUUCUUCAAGACAAAGAGAAGACUUGAGACUCAGAGGAAGGUUUUCCUUCUUUCCUGCUGACAAAGACCAGUUUGCUUUAGUACUGGUGAAACAGAGGAAAUAGAGAAGGUGAACAUGGCUUGGCAUCAUCAUGCUGCCAACUACAAGAUGGGAAUGUGUCAACCACAACUUUUCCUUGCCCUGUUUUAACUCCUCAUUCCUUCUCUAUCUUCUCCUCCCCCCUUCCAUCUCUAUCCCUUAUUAUUCUUCUUUUACUUUGUUGAGACAGGGUUUUUCAUAGCUCACACUGGCCUCAGACUCACUGUGUAGAUGAAAUGAACUCCUGAUCCUCCUACCUCCAUCUCUCUAGUGUUAGGGGCACAGGCUUGAGCCACCCCACCAAGUUCUAUUUGACUUUCUACAUCCUGUGAUGACAGGUCACAAUUCCUUCUUUGUCCUUGUUUAAUCUAUGAAGGAAAAACUCACUGGCCAUCCUUCCAUUCCCCAUCUUCAGAUACAGUGAGAAGGAAUGAUCGUCCCUCACAAAGGAAUGAAGUGACCAACUAUCUAGGUUUAACACUGAAAGUCUCAUAUCCCAAGACACUCCACAGCCCUUGGCAAAUUAAACAUAGUGACCACACUUAUGGGACUCUCCUACACUGAAAAGUAGUAAACUACUUAGAGCCAAAUCCCUGUUUUUCCAUGAAAUAUUUGAAGGGUCUAGGAAUGACAUGACAUGGUGAUAAUCCAAAUGCAAACUCAUGAGACAAGACUGGAUUCAUUCUCUCUGGAGAGCUAGUAACCUGGCAUUAGCUCAAUCCAUGGCUUCCAGGAAUUAAGAUGACACAGUUUGAGUGUGGAAGACUGAGAAGACACAUAGCUCUAUGGGGCUCAAGGAGAUCUAAACUUGCCCUCUUUUCAGGAACAUCCUCUUUCAGGAAGCUCAUUAUGUUUGAUUGUGAGCCAGCUACUCUUGCCAGAUGCACAUUGGCAACCACUGGAUGUUUAAGGAAGUCUGUGUCCAUACCUGGGAUAAAUGGAAUCACUGCAUUUGACUUUGUAGUCCAGGGGAAUACGCAGUUCUGAAGAUCCCCAUCCCAACUUGUUGGGAGCCACACUGAUCCAAUGCUCAGAGGCCCUGAUGAAUAGGGGAAUGCUAGUUCUAGUCCAGAAGCAGACCUGGCAAGGUCCAGCCUAAGGCCUGGACUUCGAAGGAGUUAAGAUUUUGGUUCUUGGAACCCAGUUUUCCCCUCAGAAGGACUGUGGUUAUCAGUCCUAAGGCAGCUGUGUCUGAGGUAUCCUGUGUUCUCUUGCCAACAUUUUCUGAUUCAGCUUUCUACUGACCUUGGUCAUUCUCGUUCUGCAAAUAGUACACAAAAUGCUGUGUUUCUUAAUAAGCUUGCUCAGCUUAAUACAUAGCUUGUGCAAUACCUCCCAACCCCAGCUUUCCUAUCUUUUCAUCUGGCCAUACCACUUAGAACGCUGUCGCUGAAGAAGGUCCGGGUCACCAACCCUCUCCAUUAGCAACUAGGAAUAAAACGUAUAAUGUAUUGGGGUUUUUUUGUUUUUGUUUUUUUUUUUUUUUUUUUUAAUAUCUGAGAUUUCACCUUUUACUCUAACAUUUCUACUUCCUGCUGCCAACUUGCUCUGUCCUGAAGCAAAUAACUGUGUGAGAAAUGGGGUAGGGUAGGACAUUGGGAGUAGGUGAGGGAGAGACUCAGCGAGGGGCCAGAGGGUGGAGAUGACCAAAUGACCAUUAAUACUGUCUUCAAGCAAGAACACAAUGUCUUCUUGGUGCUGUGCUAGCUAGCUAUUUCUCUUUGGUAUUGUGGCUCUCUUAGGUGAGAGACAGAUGGUGCUUUUCUUUUUUUCUAAUACUUCAGUUUGCCUGGGUCAAAAUCUGGUCCUGGGAGAAAAACAAAGGCCAGUACACUUGCCUCUUUUGGUCAAAAGGUUGUCCUCUUUCCACACAGUGUAGAAAACUAAGACUAAGUAUUUGAUUUACAUGUAAACAAUGCAGGGACAGACUUGAAGAUCUCCGUUCAGGCACACUGUUGUGCUGGCCCUGAGCAGAACUUGCUUCAGGCUCUUCUGUUCUACAACACGCAGAUGGUUUCUGAGUCAGCUGGAUCUGUGUGAAUGUUCCAACAUGCCUCACCAAGGGCCACUGUUACAAGUUUUGCUAAGUACAUGCUUUGCCUGUACUGUUAAUUGCGAAACAUCAUCAUUUCACUUACAAAAAUUUAGUUUGGAAGGAAACAUUUUAUCAGACCCAAAAUAGAAAAAUCAGUUUUAUCUACUGUAAAUAGAAAGCAGCCAUAGAUAUAAACUAAUAAAAAUAAAACCACACUAUUAAAUUCGAACCAGAUGCCAAUAUUGGGAAUGUGUCCCUUGCCUCUGCAUGUACCAGAAAGAGGAGGAAGUUUCCCUUCCUCCUCUCUGGGAGUUGGAAGGGUUGAGAAAGAGAAUUUAGAGAAUAAAUUCCAAACUAUAGAAAUUCACUGAUUUAAUAUGUUACAUUCCAUGUUUUUGGAAACAAAGAAGGAAAACAAACUGCAUAAUAUUUUUAUCAGUAUUAUAUUUAAUUCAGAUUGUUUCCUUCUCUGCCUAGUAUUUUAGCUCCUUAUAAACUUAAUGAAUAGUAAUAACAAUAAGAAUAGUAAUAACAAUAAGCAGAACAAUAAGAGAAGUGGACAUCUAAUAUACUUCUUUAUGCUGGGCGUUUGGUUAAGGGUUUUCCAUGGAUUUUCUCAUAAAAACCGUUCCUACAAGUACCAACAUUACUCCCACUUUGAAAAUGAGCCGACCUUAGCCGAGAUACCAUGUGACAUCACUGCCCUGACAAGUAUAGAUGUGGGAUUUAGGUCUACACCUCCUGAUUCUAAAGGUCCAGCAUCUUUUAAACAUUGCCAACGGCUUUCAAUGGUAGGAUGCAUUUGAUCUACAAUGAAGAAUUGGACUGUGCUAGGAGAGAACAGGAGCAAGCUCUUUAUGCACACGGCCUAAGUACUUUUCCUCCCAUAUCAUCUUGGGACCCAGAGCUGUGCCUGUUCUGGUCUGAGCUCUGCCAUUCUCUUUCUCUUCUGUUUUCUCCUCUGGAUGUCCUCUCCACAAUUAAAUGAUGGAGGUACUCUGGUCCACAGCAAAGCAGCAGGAAGGUGCAGUGAUCUUCCAGGCUCUCCAGCACUCAGAGCCUGAGGUUAGUGAAUAGUCAGCAGCAAACUGAGAGGCAAAUGGAUGAACCCUGAACACUGCAGAGCAUUAUCAAGGUGGCCCCGCAAAAGGCAAUUUGAAUUAUCCAUAUUUCUUGGCUGAGUUGAAACUCUAUGUGAACGUAAGCCAAAUUUUCCCAGUGAGUGUAUCCAUUGUCCACUCUGAGCACUUUACAGUUUCUCCACCCAUUCACAAGGUCUCGGAACCUCACAGCAGCUCGAGCUACGGAGCUUGUGGUUCAGUUUUAUAGACAAGACUUUGUCACAGCAAGUGACUUAUCCAAAGACACGUGACAGAAGCCGGAUGGAAAACUCAUUAGGUCCUCCUGUCCUAGUACAGUGCUUUCCUCCUACAUUAAUUAUGGCUUAUAUAAUUGACACAUUUAUGCACUCCAUUCCCACUCUAAAAAGUCUCUAUGACACAGAUACAGUAAAUACUCACUCUCACCUCAGUCCCAUUCCAUUCCCAAGGUGGGGCAAGGGGUGGGGAGGUGGGGGUUGGGAAAGCUUUGUUAAUCACUUGGCCUAUGUAAUUCAGUAAUCUGUGGUUUUGUUUGCUGUUAUAUAUGAAUAAGGAUGCUGUACGUAAUCUGCUAUUUGCCCUUCAAUAGUAAACCCCUUACAUCAUUUCACAUCAACCCUUGAGUGCUUCAUGCUGUAAGCCUUGCAAAGUGGGUGAUUCCACAGCUAACUGCACCCAAUGUCUUCCAUGAGCUCACUUGGCCUGCUUUCCGGAUGAAGUGGCAGCUCAGACAGAGCAGCUGUCCGUUGGCAAGAGCCAGCCCCACAACGAGUCUCACCUGGCUUCCUUCCCCUUCGAGGGACAGACUUGUCUUUGCGAUCAGACUCUGCUUCCCCAAAUCCCUAAGCACCUGCUUUUGACCGAGUUAUCUAUACUGCUAAGCUGGGUGAGCAUGUGUUGAGUUGUGACGAGCUUAGGAGGCAUUUGGUAAUCAACCCCUCAAAGUGCCAGUGUCAAGUGUUGCCUGAUGAGUUCUCCUAGAUCACUGUCCUAGACUAUGGGAAGAUGAGGGGGAAAGCUGUGAAAAUAAACUGACAAAUACACUCUCACAACCAGAAAACCAAACAAACCUUUUAUAAUGAACCUGGGAUUAUACUGGAUGCUCACAUUUGACCCCCACCGCUAUCUGGUGGGGGUGGGUAACUAUUAUCACUUUAUAAAUGAGGAAAGUGAGGCUCCAGCAUAGCUUGUAACUGUCUCCUGCUCACAGCUAUUGUCUAUCUGAACCCAGGACUUCUGGCUCCAUGUCGGGAUUCACUUCAAGAAUCCUACUGUCAGCUGUUUAAAGUACUAAACCCAUAUCCCUGGCAGCAUGGAAUACAUGGCUCCUUCUGAAGCUGACAGAGGUCACCUGUGAAUCAUCUAAAGCCUUUUAAAAACAGGUCAUUGUACCACAAAGCUGGUGACAUAACCGAAUGGAUGGGAAACCAUUUUCCUUCAGGUGUGGGCACACUGGCCUGGGGGCCAACACAUGUAUAAACCUUCAGGAUGGUUUUUACUUUUCAAUACAUUUGAGUAGAAAUUCAAGAGUACUAUUUUGUGAUGUAUUAUGUGAAAUUCGAAGUUCUGUCUAUAAAUAAAGUUUUGUCGUAAUAUAGCCAUGUUUGUGUGCUGUCUGCGGCUUUCACACAUGUAGAGAAUGUCCAUGGCCCAGUGAGCACAAAAUAUUUACUCUUUAGUCCACAGCUUGCUAGCCUUGCUAUAAUGCAACCACUAGCAGCUAUUUGUUCAUAGACAUUUUUCAGUGUCUACGAGAGUGGGUGGCCUCCAGUCUUGUGUUUUCGCCUACCUUUGUCAUCUUUACAAAGGCUCUUAGGGCCCUGCUGUAUUUAAUAAGUUUGUGGUAAACCAAAGUAGUUAAAGAGCAGUGACCUCUUGUGGCUGAUGUAUGCAUUGUUUAGAUGAGUUUCUAGGAAGGGACGAACUAGGGACAGGUUGAGUCUUAACUGAGGAUUGCAGGUUAUUAUUCUGCCUCUAUUUUCUGCUUCUUCCUGAGCAGUUAUAACCCAAACGGUGAGCUAAUUAAAACAAUGAGUUAAAAAACAAUGCACUGAAAAGAUGAACUAUAAUUAAGAUUUUUAAAAAAUCAUGUAUUUCAAGAAUUUCAAAAGUCCUGAAGUAAAGACUUUGGACACAGGCAUUGAUCAUUCAAGAGUUCAGUGUUAGGGAACUCACAGGCACUCUUGCUCUUCUGUCAUUAGCAAGUAAAUAAAGUUGAGAUCAGAAACUCAGAUUUCUGUCCUACCCAGCAAAAACCAGGUCCUGACCACAACUGACUGAAUCAUUUUUUUCUUGGUCUCAAGUUAAUCCCUGGAAACAGAAGCUAUACAAAUCCCAAAAGACAUGACACUUUCUACAGAUAUUCACAUACGCACACACACACACUUCUUUUGUCUUCAGCCUUUAGCUUCUGGAGCCUGUUAAGGUCACUUAUUUGCCAAAUGGCAAAGCCAGCACUGGGGUGCUGGUGAUGCAUUAAAAAGAGUGACUGGCACCAUCACUGCUUCCGGGAGCAGCUUCUGGCCAUCAGAGGAAGGCAGCUCCUCUGAAGUAGUUUGUGAUUUAUUUUCUCAGCAUUCUGUGCAGGUCUGAGUGUGCUGAGCAUCUUACAGCCACUUUUACAAUGGAUCAGAAAGUGGAUACUAGCAUUGUUAGCUGUAACUACACACUGCUCUUCUUGAGAUUUUUUAAAAAAAGUUAUUACAAUAUAUUCAGUCUGUAUCCCAGCUGUAGCCCUCUCCCUUAUCCCCUCCCAACCCCUCCCUCCCUAUUCUCCUCCCAUGCCCCUCCCCUACUCCAUGGACACCAGGUGGUCCUCCUCCCCUUCCAUCUGACCCUAGCCUAUCAGGACUGUCUGCACAGUCUUCCCCUGUGUCCUGGUAAGGCUGCCCCAUCCCGGGGGAGUGGAGGGGGAUGAUCAAAGAGCAGGCCACUCAGUUCAUGUCAGAAAGAGCCCCUGUUCCCCUUUCUAGGGUACCCACUUGGAGAC